Messenger RNA from Guillardia theta CCMP2712, 978 nucleotides. RefSeq lists its product as hypothetical. NCBI's taxonomy places the organism in Eukaryota, Cryptophyceae, Pyrenomonadales, Geminigeraceae. The transcript is spliced from 2 exons. The coding region runs from base 1 to 978 and encodes 325 amino acids. The record is from RefSeq and is a predicted model, not a curated record.
AUGGAUAUCUGUAAACACAAUCGAACCAAGAGUGAAUGUAAUACCUGUAAGAGAUAUUGUAUUCACAACAGAGUAAGAAGCAUAUGUAAGGAGUGUGGUGGUGGCUCUAUAUGUCAGCACAACAUAAGAAAAAGUCUAUGCAAGGAGUGUGGUGGUAGCGCUAUAUGUCAGCACAACAUAACACGAAGUCAAUGCAAGGAGUGUGGUGGUGGCUCUAUAUGCAAGCACAACAAAAGAAGAAGUCGAUGCAAGGAGUGUGGAGGUGGCUCUAUAUGCAAGCACAACAGAAGAAGAAGUCGAUGCAAGGAGUGUGGAGAUGGCGAAACAAGAUAUAUAUGUCCGCACAAUAAAAGAAAGCAUCAAUGCAAGGAGUGUGGAGCUGGCUCUAUAUGCCCACACAAUAGACUAAGAAGCACAUGCAAGGAGUGUGGAGGUGGCUCCAUAUGUCAGCACAACAGGCGAAAGAGUCAAUGCAAGGAGUGUGGUGGUGGUGGCUCUAUAUGUCAGCAUAAGAGACAAAGGAGCCUAUGCAAGGAGUGUGGAGGUGGCUCUAUAUGUCAGCAUAAUAGAAUAAAGAACCGAUGCAAGGAGUGUGGAGGUGGUUCAAUAUGUCCACAUGAUAGAAUAAAGAGCCAAUGUAAGGAGUGUGGAGGAAGUUCAAUAUGUCAGCACAAUAGAGUGAGAAGUGUAUGCAAGGAAUGUGGAGGUGGCUCAAUAUGUCAUCACAAUAGACAAAGGCGCCAAUGCAAGGAGUGUAAAGGCAGAUCCAUACGUGAGCAUAACAUAUUUAGAAGCUAUUGCAAGGACUGUGGAGGUAGUUCUAUAUGUGAGCAUAAUACAACAAUACAGUGUAAAGGGGGCUCUAUUUGCAUCCACAACAACAAAAGGCAUGAUUGCAAGGACUGCAAGGUUGAAGAUGAACAAUGCAGCCACAAGAGAAGAAGGCUAGAGUGUGAAGAGCGCAUAAGAGAUUUGUAG